CCGGAUGUUGUGUGAAACAAUGGCACGCUGCUGUUUCCUGCUUCACUCGUGUUGUAUUAUCGUGCAUUGCCUCUGACUGUGACUGUCCCUUCAGCAGCACAAGAGAGGUGUAACGCGACACUUUUUUUUGUGAAUUAUUAAUGGCAGACAGACGAUUGUGCAAAUAAUCGUCAGUAUGGGGGAUGAUGGCAUAGACUACAACAUAGUUUUUCCAGAGGCACUGAUCUCAGAGAAACACUGGCGCGGAUCAAAACAGCCAGUCGUUAUUCUUCUAGGCUGGGCGGGCAGCAGAGACAAACAUCUUGCCAAAUACAGUUCUAUUUAUAAUGAAAAGGGAUGUGUGACUCUACGCUACACGGCUCCUUUAAAGACAGUUUUUAUUUCAGAACCAAUGGGCUACAAGGAACUAAGAAGCACUGCACACAAAUUACUUGAAGUUCUGUUUGACUACGAGGUGGAGAACAACCCAAUUUUCUUCCAUGUGUUCAGCAAUGGGGGUUUCAUGCUUUACCGCUACAUUGUUGAGUUAUUGCACAGUCACAAGCAGUUCAGCACUCUGUGUGUGGUGGGUACGGUUGUGGACAGUGCCCCGGGCAGUCAAAACGUUAUAGGGGCACUCAGAGCGCUCAAAGCAACCUUAGGGCCCAAAGUUAAUGUGCUACUGCAGUACUUCCUCCUGGCACUGUUUGCUGUGGCCGUUUUCCUUCUCAGGAUUGUUUUGUAUCCUAUGACCAAGUACUUUCACAAGAACCAUUAUGAUGCUAUGAUGGAGCACCCGGCACCUUGGCCUCAGAUGUACCUCUAUUCUAGAGCAGACCGGGUGAUCAGGUACAGGGAUGUGGAGAAGAUGGUUAAAGUGUUGCAGGAGAAAGGGCUGACAGUUGAAAGUUUCGAUUUCAUCACCCCAGCUCAUGUGAGUCUAUACAGAGACUGUCCAGAGGACUACUCCAGCAGGUGCAGGACAUUUCUGUCCCGCUGCAUGAGUUCUUCAGAAGAGAUCAUGACGAAAAAACGCCUUCAAGUACAACACUGAUUAUACAGUUCUUGACCAGCUUGCUGAUAUACACACUGUAAAUGUGCACCAACCAUCCUAUUUGUUAAAUAAUAUGCACUGCUGUUUAAUAAAUUAAACAAAUUGUUCUUAAGCCCUACAUGAAGUUUUAACAAGAUUAAAUUUGUACCCUAACUUACCCUAAUGUAUUUGUCUUAUGCUGUGAAUUAAAAUGUAACUUAGGGGGUUGUUGAUUUGGUACGUUAUUGAGAUUUUUAGACAUUGUGAAUGAGUACGUUUGUGUAUUUAGACAUUGUGAAUGAAUAAAUUAUUGUAUUUAACUAAUGUGCCUUUCGUAAAUAAAAGCUUCUGUUGAAUAA
This is a messenger RNA of Labeo rohita (rohu), 1371 nucleotides long. It is a transcript of the gene tmem53, whose product is annotated as transmembrane protein 53. The record is from RefSeq and is a predicted model, not a curated record. The transcript is spliced from 3 exons. Lineage: Eukaryota; Metazoa; Chordata; Actinopteri; Cypriniformes; Cyprinidae. The coding region runs from base 176 to 1033 and encodes 285 amino acids.